AUGAGCACUCCUUUCCCUACUGGUGAAUCCCCGGCGAACCGCUCGAACAACUCAGGUUGCAACAUUCAAGAUGGCCUCUUAGCCGUGACUCUCCCAGUGACGUAUUCCAUAAUCUCCAUUAUGGGCUUCUUCUUCAACAUGCUGGCCCUUUGGGUGUUCCAUUUCGGUACACAGAAGACAAACUCCAUCACGGUGUACAUGAGGAACCUCGCCCUGUCGGACCUCCUCCUCGCUCUCUGCCUGCCCUUCAGGGCAGCGUAUCACAACCAGAGCGGCCCCGCCAUGCUCUGCCAGGUGGUAGGCAUCAUCUUCUACCUUACCAUGUACGUCAGCAUUGGGUUGCUCAGCCUGAUCAGCCUAGAUCGCUACUUGAAGAUCCUCCGGCCCCUCCAGCAGUUCCGGAUCCACACGGUGACUCACAGCACCGCUGCUUCUGGACUGGUGUGGUUGGCCUGCGGCGCCAUGAUGCUGCCUUUCUUUUUCAACGUUGGCAAGAAGGGGCCCUGUGCCCACCGAUGCUUCCACUUCAAGCACAGAAGCAUGCUGGGGGCAGCGCUCAAUCUGGUUGCAGUGGCGACUUUCUUUGUCUUGCUGGGCUUUCUCCUCUACUCCUACGGCAAGAUCUCGCUCAAGCUCCGCCAGGUCGCCUUAAGGAAAACACAGCAGCAGAGCAAGAAGACAAGUGCCCAAGCCAUAUCCAAGACCUUUGUGGUCCUUGCUGUUUUCAUCACAUGCUUCACCCCUUACCAUGUGGUCCGUGUGCCCUACAUCUUUGCCCAGAUCAAGAUCAUCUCUGAUCUGCGGAGCGUACAAGCCCUCCACCUCGCCAAUGAACUCGUCCUCUGCAUCUCGGCUCUCAAUUGCUGCUUGGACCCGAUGAUUUUCUUUUUCCUCUCCAGCAGUUUCAAGAGAGCUUUGCUGGCGGCCCUGGGUGGGAAACUGAAAGUGGCGUUCCGGAAGAGCGAUGGAGUCUUAAACACUAGAAAAUCCAACACAGACUCGCGGGUCCAGAGAUCUGAGUUACAGGUUGAGGAGGGACCUCUGGAGAGGCAAUGAAGACGCUAACGUGUUCACAACGCAAACUGAUGUAUUUUUACUCAAAACUCCUCCAGCGAU
Messenger RNA from Heteronotia binoei (common prickly gecko), 1116 nucleotides. Its product is annotated as probable G-protein coupled receptor 34. Gene Ontology annotation, molecular function: G protein-coupled receptor activity; oxysterol binding. The transcript has a single exon. The record is from RefSeq and is a predicted model, not a curated record. Bases 1 to 1056 code for a protein of 351 amino acids. NCBI's taxonomy places the organism in Eukaryota, Metazoa, Chordata, Lepidosauria, Squamata, Gekkonidae. Gene Ontology annotation, cellular component: membrane. Gene Ontology annotation, biological process: G protein-coupled receptor signaling pathway.